CAGGGGCCGGGCCGGGGCUACAGGCAUCGCGGCCCGGGGACACCAGGGCGGCGCGUGUCUGCACCCAGCUACCUCCCGCAGCGUCCGGGCUGCGGUGCUCCUGGGGCGGGAUUUGAUCCAGGCUACCAACGAGACCAAUGUCAAUAUCCCUCAGAUGGCCGACACCCUCUUUGAGCGGGCGACAAACAGUAGCUGGGUGGUGGUAUUUAAAGCUUUAGUGACCACACACCAUCUCAUGGUGCAUGGAAAUGAGAGAUUUAUUCAGUAUUUGGCCUCUAGGAAUACGCUAUUCAAUCUCAGCAACUUUCUAGAUAAAAGUGGAUCCCACGGUUAUGAUAUGUCUACGUUCAUACGGCGUUACAGUAGAUACUUGAAUGAAAAGGCUUUCUCCUACCGACAGAUGGCAUUUGACUUUGCCAGAGUGAAGAAAGGGGCUGACGGUGUCAUGAGGACGAUGGUUCCUGAAAAGCUCCUGAAGAGUAUGCCAAUCCUGCAGGGNCAGAUCGAUGCACUGCUGGAGUUUGAUGUGCAUCCAAAUGAACUAACCAAUGGCGUCAUAAAUGCUGCAUUUAUGCUUCUUUUCAAAGANCUUAUCAAACUGUUUGCUUGCUACAAUGACGGCGUCAUUAACUUACUUGAAAAAUUUUUCGAGAUGAAGAAAGGUCAAUGCAAAGACGCGCUAGAAAUUUACAAGCGAUUUCUAACUAGAAUGACGAGGGUAUCNGAAUUCCUCAAGGUCGCGGAGCAAGUUGGUAUUGAUAAAGGNGACAUUCCCGACCUNACGCAGGCUCCCAGCAGUCUUAUGGAGACCCUUGAACAACAUCUAAAUACCCUAGAAGGAAAGAAACCUGGAAACAAUGAAGGAUCUGGUGCUCCCUCUCCAUUAAGUAAGUCUUCUCCAGCCACAACUGUUACAUCUCCUAAUUCUACACCAGCUAAAACUAUCGACACAUCCCCGCCAGUUGACAUAUUUGCAACAGCAUCCGCGGCUGCCCCAGUCAGCUCUGCUAAGCCAUCAAGCGAUCUCCUUGAUCUUCAGCCUGACUUCUCUGGAGCGGCUGCGGGGGCAGCAGCACCUGUAGUGCCNCCUUCUGGGGGUGCCACCGCCUGGGGAGACCUUUUGGGAGAGGAUUCCUUGGCUGCACUUUCCUCUGGUCCCUCUGAAGCACCGAUUUCAGACCCAUUUGCACCAGAGCCUUCCCCUCCUACUACAACCACUGAGCCUGCUUCAGCCUCUGCCUCAACCACCACAGCUGUGACGGCUGUCACUACGGAAGUGGAUCUCUUUGGAGAUGCCUUUGCAGCUUCUCCUGGGGAGGCCCCUGCAGCAUCCGAAGGGGCUACCGCACCAGCUACCCCGGCCCCAGUGGCUGCAGCUCUUGAUGCAUGCUCAGGAAAUGACCCUUUUGCCCCAUCUGAAGGUAGCGCAGAGGCUGCACCUGAGCUGGACCUCUUUGCAAUGAAGCCACCUGAGACCAGCGCUCCUGUAGUUACCCCUACAGCUAGCACAGCCCCUCCAGUUCCCGCAACUGCUCCUUCUCCUGCUCCCACGGCUGUGGCAGCCACUGCUGCCACCACCACCGCCGCUGCUGCAGCUACCACCACUGCCACCACCUCUGCUGCUGCCGCCUCCGCCACCACCGCCGCCGCUGCUCCUCCUGCUCUAGAUAUCUUUGGUGAUUUGUUUGAUUCUGCUCCUGAAGUUGCUGCAGCACCUAAGCCAGAUGCGGCUCCUAGCAUAGACCUGUUUGGCACAGAUGCUUUCUCCUCCCCACCACGAGGGGCCUCUCCGGUGCCUGAGAGUUCUCUCACUGCUGACCUCUUAUCCGUGGACGCAUUUGCAGCGCCGUCUCCUGCAUCCACUGCCUCUCCUGCAAAGGCGGAGUCCUCGGGUGUCAUAGACCUUUUUGGGGAUGCGUUUGGAAGUGGUGCUUCUGAAACCCAGCCAGCACCACAGGCUGUUUCUAGUUCAUCAGCAUCGGCAGAUCUACUAGCUGGAUUUGGGGGUUCUUUCAUGGCCCCUUCUACAACGCCAGUGACUCCAGCUCAGAAUAACCUGCUGCAACCCAGUUUCGAGGCAGCUUUUGGAACGACGCCUUCNACUUCAAGCAGCAGCUCCUUUGACCCAUCAGUGUUUGAUGGUUUAGGCGAUCUUCUGAUGCCAACCAUGGCACCAUCCGGGCAGCCUGCCCCUGUCUCAAUGGUCCCACCCAGUCCUGCAAUGGCAGCCAGCAAAGGCCUCGGAAGUGACCUUGACUCGUCUCUGGCCAGUUUAGUAGGCAAUCUUGGGAUUUCUGGUACCACAUCAAAAAAGGGAGAUCUCCAGUGGAAUGCUGGGGAGAAAAAGCUGACUGGUGGAGCCAACUGGCAACCAAAAGUCACUCCGGCCACAUGGUCAGCGGGUGUUCCCCCGCAAGGCACUGUUCCGCCAACCAGCUCAGUCCCUCCGGGUGCNGGGGCCCCGUCCGUUGGGCAACCUGGAGCAGGAUUUGGAAUGCCUCCUUCGGGGACAGGCAUGACCAUGAUGUCUCAGCAGCCAGUCAUGUUUGCACAGCCCAUGAUGAGGCCACCCUUUGGAGCUGCAGCUGUGCCCGGCACACAGCUGCAAUUUUUGUGACUGAAUAGGAAAAAACUAACCUGAGUUUGGAAACUUCAGAUAAGAUUGAUGCUCAGUUUCAAAGUGAGCCACCAGUACCAAACCCAGUGCUGACGCGUAACUUCCUCUCCCAAGCACACAGCCCAGCUGUGGCAGUGAACAUUAGGAAUGUGUACUCUUUAGCUGUUACCCUGCUCUUCCAGCUCGUAGCGUAUUCGGGUUCUUUGUGUGUUGUACGACGUAAACAAUGAGUGAAUGAAUGGUUCCAAUGCCUUUAGUGCUUUUCUGGACGUUGCCCGUGGACGGAGGAUGACGCAGCUGUUCUGUGGUGAGCCAUUUGGAAAGAUGUGUCUGUGUUUUCGAAAGGUUUCGAUGUAUAUAUAACUUUUGGACAGACUCAAGUCCUCCCAUGAACUUUUCUCUUCUCUUCUGUACCUCUGUUACAAGCGUAAUGUGAUACUAUCAGCUAGUGAGAAAAACACUCUUAACUAUACAAAAAACUUUUUCGGUGUGGAGUACAUUUUUCCAAUCACAGAAACUUCCAACUUGUUGUGAGAAAUGUUUAUUUUUGUGCACUGUAUAUGUUAAGAAAUUUUAUUUUAAAAAAAAAAAUGAAGCCUAAUGUCCAUGAUAAAACUUCUCCUUGAUGAAGCUACCUUAUCAAGAAUGAGAAAAAUCAUAUGAGAAGAAGUCCAUAUUUAUCACUGCUAUAUUAAGAUAUAUAUUUUAAUUAUAUUUGCAGGGUUUGCAUCUAAAUUGACCUAUUUAUUCAUUUGUGAUCAAAGGCACCGAAAAGUGGAGCUUGUUUCUAUUGUGUCUGUGACAAUGCAGGUAGAGAUGUGCUGUUUCUGUGACUAUGAACGUGCCCCAAGAGACAUCUGUAACUUAAAGAGAACUGCAAAUAUUUUUUAUUUCAGUGUGGGUUUACGUACAUCUGUUCAGUUAGUAUUUCUUUGUGUGUUCUAUAGAGUAGUGUUUCUCCAUCCUUCAAUUGAGCUCAAAGUGACUUCUAUUGUACCUUUGUGAUAGGAUUGAAACCAAUUCAGCGAAUUGUAUCUUUUAAUGUACAUACUGUAUUCUUUGAUUUUCAGUUUGUUGUCAUACUGUCUGUGCCGAUGGCUUGGCUGAAGAUUUUGAUGCGUACACAAGGUCACUGUUGAUCAGUGUUGUUUAGUGGCUUGGCAGCUCUUUGUAAAAGCAUAUUGGGUUGGAAAGGCAUUUGCCUAUUUUUCAAAUUAUUUAAUAGAUGUAUGGUACCCUUUAAAGUGGUUGUAUCUGAAUUUACUGUGGGGAUAACAUACACUGUAAUGGGGGAAAAUUACCUAAAACCAAUUUCAAAAUGGCUUUUCUUUGUAUUUUGGUUUAAAAACCCAGUGCAUGUCUGCCCUCUGAGAUGCAAUAAACACCUUGAACCAAGAAAAUA
Mus caroli (Ryukyu mouse) is the source of this 4019-nucleotide messenger RNA. NCBI's taxonomy places the organism in Eukaryota, Metazoa, Chordata, Mammalia, Rodentia, Muridae. The record is from RefSeq and is a predicted model, not a curated record.